AUUCAUAGUAACUCCUUUAAAACAGAGUGGAAAGACACCACCCUCCCACACCAGCAGAGGAAACUUAAACCAUCCCCAGGUCACUCCCCUUCACUACAGCUUCACGCUCCGGGACACCAGCACCUCAGCCCCGCACGCUCCAGCUCUCACAGGUGCCAGCACCAGCCCCAGCACACGCGAGCUCUCUGCAUUGUUGACCCCGCCUAGAAGUGACCCAAGAUGUUGGUGCUACUGGCUGGUAUCUUUGUGGUUCACAUUGCCACCGUCAUCAUGCUCUUUGUCUCCACCAUUGCCAACGUUUGGAUGGUGGGUUCUUCAUGGAAUAGUUCUUACCACUAUGGACAGGCCUCAUCAGGGCUCUGGCUAUUUUGCAACAGGACCUGCGAGCAGCUGUCAGUCAGCAGUGGUGAUGAGGCUUCCCUCAAAGCCGUGCAAGCCUUUAUGAUCCUCUCAAUCAUCUUCUCCGUCAUUGGGCUUGUCAUGUUCAUUGUCCAGCUCUUCACCCUGGAGAAAGGCAAACGUUUCUACAUGACUGGAGCCAUCAUGCUGGUUUGCUGGCUGUGCAUUCUGGUUGGAGUCUCCAUUUACACAGCUCGAUUCACAGGCAGGUUGCCCGGGACCACAAGUUCUCACCAUGGCUACUGCUUCAUAUUGGCUUGGAUCUGCUUUUGCUUCAGUUUUGUCAUCAGCAUCCUCUACCUUGUUCUUAGGAAAAAAUAAGGCUGAUGGGAGUCCAGGGGAGAGGGUUGGCUACUGGGAAUAGGGAAGAAUUGCUCUGCUGAGAGAACUGUUGGGCCAAUAGACAGAAACAGCCAUCAUCAUCACCACUGCCACCACCACAGAAAAAUCACUGAUGAAGCUAGAAUCCUCAGAAACUCCUUCAUCAAAGAGAGGGAGAAACAGCUCCAACUGAUCUAGCACUCCUGGGCCUUUUGCACCAGAAAUCUGAAAGUGACCCAGACAGCUCUUCUCCUUUUCUACAAAGUCAUGUCAUACCUUCAUAAAGCUUCAAGCUCAGCAGUGAUGAUUGACGGGCACCACAAAAUCAAAGGUUACAUCUUUUUCCCUUCCUAGAGCCCUUCUCACAUACCUUUCAAUGUGCCUUGUGGGUUGGGCAGUGAGGCUUUUGACCCUUUUUUUUAAUCCUUUGAAACAAAUGGGAUGGGCCUUUUGUUACAUUUUUAUAUAUAUAUAUAUAUAUAUAAUAUGCACAUAUGUGACAGCUAAGAGACACUAAAUUGAGAAGAAAUCCAACAAAAAUCAGAUUAAAAUUGUAAUAAAGUAUCUACAGAAAUAAGGCAGCAAUUUCUCUUUGCUGUUCUGUUUACUAUUUGACAUUCCCAUGGUUGAACCAGAUACAGGUAGGAAGGGCAAAUAUCCAGAUGUGGAUGAUGGAGAGAGAGAGAGAGAAACCAUAGGGACGAAGAUACAUAGGGGUUCCUAAUUACAGAGGGUGCAGUUGCUCAAUGAUGCACAUGCGUGGAGGGAAUCAUCUGAGUGUGUGUCUACACUAAAGUCUUCUGUUCAGCUCCAGAACAUGGUAACAGUGCUGUGACAUCGCAGAUAUUUACUGAGACAAGUCUUUAACUGUCAGACAGCAUGUUUUUUCCACACUGUCACCCAAUACAUGGUAUUAAUUGAGAUCCUCACCUUGCUACACAGCUCAUCUCAAAGGCAGAUGAUACUGGUUAGCAGAGGAUAUGUAUUUCCUAAUGACAGAUUAGGAGAGAGGAGGCAAGGCUUGUGAGUUCAGCUCAUUGCUGCACAGCCUUAGGCCAGCUGCUUAACCUGGUGCUUUUCCAUCUGCCUAACUCUUUCCAAAAACUAUACCUACCUCCCAGGGUUGCUGAGACAUUUUGGGUCCACUCUGUAAUACAAGACUCCAUGUGGAAGGCUGGCAUGGGAAAAUAAGCCAUUGAUACUGCUGCAACCCACAAAUUUCUGUCAGUUCAAAGAAUCUCAGACACAAGUAGCAUUUGUAAAGGAUAAGGAUUCAAAAUUUCCCAUGACUCCAUCCACAACUAAAAGGCAGAGGGUAUAAAAAAAAAAAUGCAUGUGAAGAUUGUGCAUGGAUGCUAUUUACCUCUCUCUCUCUCUUUCUGUUAUGUGUUCCUCUUACAUAGACUUUAUCAAUUUGGUGGAUAUAUUCUAGUACUGUAUGUUGCUGUUUCAUUAACAAAGGUUAUUUCAUAUAUAGUCAUUGUAAAUAUUUUGAAAUGCAUAUUUUUAACUUGGAGGGUAUAAAAAUAAAAUCUGAUUCCCUUUAUUAGAAA
Colius striatus (speckled mousebird) is the source of this 2273-nucleotide messenger RNA. RefSeq names its product epithelial membrane protein 1 (gene EMP1). Gene Ontology annotation, cellular component: plasma membrane. The record is from RefSeq and is a predicted model, not a curated record. NCBI's taxonomy places the organism in Eukaryota, Metazoa, Chordata, Aves, Coliiformes, Coliidae. The transcript is spliced from 5 exons. The coding region runs from base 220 to 720 and encodes 166 amino acids.